UCAUUAAUUCUUUUCACAGAUGAAGUGCGCACUGGUACUUACCGCCAGCUAUUCCACCCUGAGCAACUGAUCACUGGCAAAGAAGAUGCCGCUAACAACUAUGCCAGAGGGCAUUACACGAUUGGCAAAGAGAUCAUUGACUUGGUCCUUGACAGGAUUAGGAAAUUGGCCGACCAGUGCACAGGUCUCCAGGGUUUUCUGGUCUUCCACAGUUUUGGUGGUGGUACUGGCUCUGGCUUUACAUCCUUGCUGAUGGAGCGCCUGUCCGUUGACUAUGGCAAGAAGUCCAAGCUGGAGUUCUCCAUCUACCCAGCUCCCCAAGUAUCCACAGCGGUCGUUGAGCCCUACAACUCCAUCCUGACCACCCAUACCACCCUGGACCACUCCGAUUGUGCCUUCAUGGUAGACAACGAAGCCACUUAUGACAUUUGCCAACGGAACCUUGACAUCGAGCGCCCCACCUACACCAACCUCAACCGCCUUAUCAGUCAGAUCGUGUCCUCCAUCACAGCUUCCCUGCGAUUUGAUGGUGCCCUGAAUGUAGAUCUGACAGAAUUCCAGACCAACUUGGUGCCCUACCCCAGAAUCCAU
Molecule: messenger RNA, 591 nt
Organism: Pseudonaja textilis
Lineage: Eukaryota; Metazoa; Chordata; Lepidosauria; Squamata; Elapidae
Source: RefSeq, a predicted model, not a curated record